Messenger RNA from Aspergillus tanneri, 642 nucleotides. RefSeq lists its product as uncharacterized. The coding region runs from base 1 to 642 and encodes 213 amino acids. The record is from RefSeq and is a predicted model, not a curated record. The transcript has 3 exons. NCBI's taxonomy places the organism in Eukaryota, Fungi, Ascomycota, Eurotiomycetes, Eurotiales, Aspergillaceae.
AUGAAAGCCUCCACUAUUGUGUAUUGGGCACUUCUUGGGUUGGGCUCUGCGGAGAACGCUGUUGUCUCCAUGUUUCUCCCGGAGAUUGAUCCGCAGUGGUUGGCGGCUUCUAUUGUGGAUGGAAAUGCUGCUGCGACCACUUAUUCAUUAUGUGGGCAUGGGACUGACGGAUUCGGUUGUGGAGGGGGGGUAGAUCUCACGGCCGUUCAAGGCCCCAAGACAGCGGGCUGGUUCUUCAGUUUAUCACAGUCAGAUGUUUUUGUCUCACAUGGGUGUUCUGUUGGGGGCACCACUACGGCAACCUGUAUUCACAAGGUAAGCGGAACUGGUGCCGUUUCCCCAGGCGUCAAAACAGACAUGUACGCCCAGACCGAAAUGGAAUACUAUCCUGUUACUAUCACUGCUGGUUCGGUUUCUUCAGUGGCUGCCACUGCGGCUUUGACUAGCUCUUCUAGCUUGUCUGAUCACUCAGUUGCUACCUCUGUGGCAGGAAGGACUUCAAAGGAAUCUAGUUCUCCUGCCAUCGACACGGCCACGGCCACGGCCACACCGACUAGCGCUGGCAGUAUGCUCGUGGUCACCAGAUAUGCCAGGAUUACUGUCUGUGGUGCUUUCGUUUCUCUACUCAUGGCUGCUGUCUAA